AUGGAAUUUGUGGAGUCCAUGACGGGGUUCUCUCUGGAGGUGUUGAUCUCGAAGAUCGCUUCGCUUGGUAUCGUUGGCGGCUCUCUAGUCGGCCGGUGCCCCCAGAUCAAGCUGAUCUGGGAGAGCAGGUCGGCUGAAGGCAUUUCGUUUCUUGGUUUGUGGACUGAAGCUUAUACUCUUGGCGUCACGUUCGCGUACAACCUGGUGCUCGGCACACCGAUCACGACGUAUGGGGAGAUCCCUAUCAUCUUCACGCAGAUGUUGGUCGAAGAUAUGCACAUCCGUUGCCUCAGCCUUAUCAAUUUCAGCCUCUGCGCGAUCAUCCUGUCGCAAUUCUUCAUCUUCGGCACCUGGCGUAACGGUGGUGAUGAAUUGGCUGGUAAAGUGCACAAGCCCGACUAA
Molecule: messenger RNA, 402 nt
Organism: Prorocentrum cordatum
Lineage: Eukaryota; Dinophyceae; Prorocentrales; Prorocentraceae
Source: the annotation of a GenBank genome assembly